AUUGUAGCUCUCUUUUUUUUCCUCCUAUCUUUUUUGCUUGCUUUUUAUUUUUUAUUUUAUUUUCAUUCAAUAUGCUUUAUGUACAAGAGUCUUUUGCUCAUAGCUCUAGUUUGUUAAUGAGUCCUCCAAUGACUAUAUCUCAACCUCAACCAUUGAGUCCUUCCUUGAAAAUGGUGGAUCAAUUGACAAGUAAAUAUGAAUCUGUUCAAAGAGAAUUGGCUGCUACUCAAAUACAGAUCGAAAGCGCUCGUCAAGUAAAACUCCAAUAUGAAAAAGAGGCAUCAAACUAUACAAAUAAUAAUAAGGCCAUUCGUAAUCACAUUCAAGAAACCAUGCAGAUACUUGAAUCAAAGCAAAAAAUACUAGAACGCACCAAGGGUUCUUCUUUGGCACUUGAAAAUAAAGUAAAGCAACUCAAGAAUCAAGCCAUGACAUCGCGAGCUCAGCUGGAGGAUCUAAGAAAAAGGGAACAAGUAAUACAACAUGAUCGAGAUAGCGCUUUAAAAGAAAAAAGGCACCUUGAGUAUCAGCAGUUUUUGUUGAGAGAUUCAGUAAAACAAUUGAGAGCUCGUUGCGACCGCGAAGCUGCACUUUUGAAAAAGGAUUAUGGACUUUUGAUUGAACAAAUUAAUUAUAUCAAAGAAAAGAGCGAAUGCACCAUGGAACUUAUAGAAAUCAAGCUCUUGAAGCGUCGACAGACGAUGGAACAUUUAGCCAACACCAAGGAACAAUUCAAAUUGAAUACAGAAGGGUUUGUUCAUCAAGUCAGGGUGCAACUGCAGGCAUUAAAAACGGAGAUUGAAAGAUCUGCAUUAUUACCCUCUAAAGAUUGUACAACGACGACGACAACGACUACAGUGGAUGCUGCCUUGCAGUGUCAUCAAGACGUAAGACAUCUUGUAACAAGAAUAAAAACAGUUGCUGCAGAAAUAGUUGCCUCUGGAGAGCAACUGUAAUUUAUAAAAUACUCAUAUCUCUUUUAUUUAAUGCACUUUCUUUUUUUCUAUCCUUGUUUUUCUCCUAUUUUUUCUAACUAUAAAAAAAGUAUAUUUUGGUCAAAUAAAAAAUGAAGCAUUUGUUUCUUAU
Molecule: messenger RNA, 1086 nt
Organism: Gilbertella persicaria
Lineage: Eukaryota; Fungi; Mucoromycota; Mucoromycetes; Mucorales; Choanephoraceae
Exons: 2
Coding region: 72-956 (294 amino acids)
Source: RefSeq, a predicted model, not a curated record